AACUACUAGCUAGAGAGAGAGAGCUAGCUAGUCUAGUCACGAAAGCAGUCAACUACAUCAAUCAAGCCAGCAGGACUACAAUGGUCUCGUUGGCACAGUAAGUUGGCUACCUAGCUGCUGAUCUAUACGUAGGCUAGCAUACCUGCUAUGUUUGCUACUAGCAGCAAGAUAGCGAUUUAGCAACAACAGGUUGACCACUGUUGAUUGUCCAUCCGUCUGUUGCUGUUAACCAUCGAGAUCUAAGUUCCAAUCGAAGACAAGGCUCAACCUGCUCCUUCCUAGCUCUUGUUUGAUAUGACAUCACUGCAUGGUUACCACAGAAACCAGGGCUCCACUGCAGACGGUUGACAGCCUGUUAGGUGCAAUCGAAGAGAAUGGCUGCCCAGGUGGAGGUUCAGACUGGGGAGGUGGGGAGGACAGGUGUGGGGGGAAGGCUGCAUCUCAGCCCCCUGGUCGACUCCAGCAACAAGAGCCUCGUGGAAGGCUCAUCCAGCCCCCAGGGUUCCCUCAUUAUCUCUCCAGAGCCGGGCAAGCCUGUCCCUGCACCCAAACCCCGGCUUACUCCCAAGCCUUUCUCCGUGGAGAGAAACCCAACUGUCCGGCCCAUUCUUGCUCCCAAGCCUCACACAAAGCCACGGCCGGAGCCCAACCGACCGACCUCCUACAAGCCUGACCCCCCUGUCGUUCCCAAGCCAGAGCAGCCCGGUGUGACCGGCAAACACAGGCCGGUGUCGACCAACCCCGGGCGUCAGGCGCCGACCACCUUCAAGGCCUCCCCGAAGCUGAGCGCUGGACAAACCAGCAAGCCUGUGGCCCAGCCCUUUAAACCCGCCCCUCCUCUGACGCUCGGAGACCCGAGCAAACCUGCUCCCCCCCCACCAGCGGGACGUCACACAGCCAACACCGCAGGUACGUCCCCCUCCAGGGGCUACAAGAAACCCCAAUCUGCGGAAUGGUCUGGAAGUACCAAGCAGGACAUGGAGCGGGGUAAAACAUCCUCCACUGCAAGGCCCGGCGGAACCUCCAUGACGAGAGCCAAGUCCAUGGGCUUCCUGAAUCAGAUGGGACUAGAGGAAGAGGAGAGGAAGUUGGAAGUAGCAACUGAGGUUGGUGUCGCGCUCAGACCCCACCCCCGCAGCUCCAGGCCCAGACCCGUGUCGGCAAUAUUCCUGCCCUCCCCAACUGAGACCGAGGCGCCCAGCCCUGCCUCCCAGUGGUCUGUCAGGCGGCCCCUCUCAGCGGACCUCACCUCCAGGUUUGAGUCUAUUGGCUUGUCUCUGCACCGCCGACCCACCGACACAGACAGCAAGGAGAACACCCCAGAAGAGGGCGUUCCGCCGCGGAGGAGAGAGAGGGAGAAGGGCCCCGAGGGGGCGGGGGGUGCACCGCAGGGGCCGGAGGGCAAGCCGAAGCCCAGCGUCUCCAGACGAGGGAGCGAUAAGACCAAGGAAGAGGGCAACGACGAGAAGGAGGAAGUGAGGAGCGGCGGGGGGAGUAUCAAGCGACGGAUCAGCCUCCUCCUGGACUCCUCCUCCUCUCCAGGGGGACGCGCCAUUGGCCAAGCGCCGGAACCUCGCUCCCCAGCGCAGCCAAUCCCAGAGGCGGAAGUGCCGCUCGGUAUCAAACAGCGAAUCAAGCAGCUCACUGAAGACACGCCCCCGGCUCAGACCCCAUCUCCUAAACUGUCACUUAGGCCACGACCUUUGCCCCUCGACCUGACUAAAAGGUUUACCUCUGACAGGUCCCCAGAACUCGGCAGUCCCUCCCUCAGUGAGGCGACAGACCGCCUUGAGAGUGACAUUGAUCCUCAGAGGAGGGGUGAGGACUCUGCCAGCUUCAGGGACCAAGGGAAGGUGGAGGAGGACAGCCGAGGCCCUCCGGAGCGUCCCCCGGAGCCCGCCUCUGAUCCAGCAGCAGGGCGGCCGAUGGAGAGCGGGGCCCAGGAUAGGAGCCUCGGCGGUGGGGUGCAGACCGUGAGGGCGGCCCUAUUCGAGAACGUGGUGGAGAGGCACAGCGUGCUGGUGUUGGACGAAGACCAGGGCCGGGGCCAGGCCCUGCCCAGGCGGAGCCUUUCCCUGAAGCAACGGGAGGAGGAGAACGAGGGGAACCUGGUCACGGCCACCUACCGCGAGCCCGUGUCUCCUUCCAGCCCGCUGCGGGUGGAGCACUCCUACGACACGGUGCCGUCCGUAGGGGAGAGCAGGGCGGUGAGCGAGAGCGUCCCCUCGGCCCAGCUGGAGGACAAAGCCAUGACCCUGAGAAGACGCUCUGACAGAGCGGCCAGGGCUGAACCUGCCGAAGACCAGCCUCCUCAGGGCCAGGGGGUCUUCUUUCCAGCCAGCGGAGGAGGAGGAGGUGGAGGAGGAGGAGGAGCGGAGAAGCAACCACGCUACCUGAGGGUCGGGGCCCUGCAGAAGUGGAACCCCGCAGACCUGGAGAGGGAGGCGGAGGAGGAAAGGAGGCGACGAGCGAAACUGGAGAGACAGAUGGGGAAGGGAGGAAAACCGGAGGAGGAGUGGGAGACGCAGAGAGAGGUGGAAAGGCAGAUGCAAAUGGAUGUCGAUAGGGAGAUAAGGAGAGAGAAGGAGAGGGAGGAGGUCGCGGCGCCGAAACGGUUGAAAAUGCUGGAGGCAAAUGAGCUUCCGGCCAAGCCCAGGGCCACGUACUUUGCUCUGACUGGUCAGGCCCAAGAGGUGGUUUCCCUGGGAGAAGACAGAGCAGAGAGAGGGGACUUGGAAGUGCCCUUUGAUGACUACUCUGUGAAGUCUGGACAGUGGGGCUCGCAAGGCAAGGUCCUGCCACUGCACGGGACUUCUCCUCUGGACGAUGCUUUGGGGAAAAGCCUGCAAAGUAAAGUACAGGAUGAGGAACGUUCGGAGCGGAGCACGACACAGGACAGACAGAGAGGAAUGGUGUGGGUGAGACCGGGAGGAAUGGAAGAUAUGGAAAUUGAGAAGCAGAAACAAAUGGAUUUGGAAAAACAAAGGGCAUUAGACAGGGAGGCCCAGAGGCAGUUGGAAAUGGAGAGGCAGGUGGAAUUUGCCCAGAAGAUGGAGAGGGAGAAUCAGAAAGAACUGGAAAGAGAAAGACAGAAGGAGUUGGAGAGGCAAAGACAGAGAGAGAUGGAAAGAGAUAGACAACGUGCUCUCGAGAGACAACAAGAGCUACACAGGCAGCAGGAGCUGGAGAGAGAGAGACAGAGAGAGGUGGAAGGAGAGAGGCAGCGAGAGGUGGAAAGAGAGAGGCAGAGAGAGGUGGAACGAGAGAGGCAGCGAGAGGUGGAAAGAGAGAGGCAGCGAGAGGUGGAACGAGAGAGGCAGAGAGAGGUGGAACGAGAGAGGCAGCGAGAGCUAGAGAGGCAGAAUGAGGUGGAGAAGGAGAGGCAGCUGGAAAUGGAGAGACAGAAGUUGGCGACGCAGAGAGAGUUGGACAGGGCGAAGGAACAGGAGAGAAGACAACUUCAGGAGUACGAAAGACAGAAACAAGUGGAGCGAGAAAGACAGCAACUUGUAGAGCUAGAGAAGCAGAGACUGAGAGAAAAGGCAGAGAGAGAAGAGGCUGAAAAAAUGAGACAGAUGGCCAUACAACAGGAAGUGAACCGACAGAGAGAACUGGAGCGGGAAAGAGAACGACAACAAGAGAGGGAGAAGGAGAGACUGAGGCAGCUGGAGGUAGAGAGGCAGAAGGAGGUGGAGAAAGAGAGACAGAAGUUGGCGAUGCAGAGAGAGCAACAGAGAUUGGAGGAGUUGGAGAGAGUAAAGGAACAGGAGAGAAGACAACUUCAGGAGUACGAAAGACAGAAACAAGUGGAGCGAGAAACACAGCAACUUGUAGAGCUAGAGAAGCAGAGACUGAGAGAAAAGGCAGAGAGAGAAGAGGCUGAAAAAAUGAGACAGGUGGCCAUACAACAGGAAGUGAACCGACAGAGAGAACUGGAGCGGGAAAGAGAACGACAACAAGAGAGGGAGAAGGAGAGACUGAGGCAGCUGGAGGUGGAGAGGCAGAAGGAGGUGGAGAGGCAACUCCAGCGAGAUCUGGAGAGACAGAAGCAGUUGGAUUCGGAACAGCAGGAGCUGGACAGGCAGCGGGCGAGACAGAGGGAGAGCGAGAAGGAGAGACAGAGGGCGGAGGAGCUGGAGAGGAGGAAGGAGAUGGAACGGAGGCAGCUGCUGGAGUUUGAGAAACAGAAGCAAGCGGCGGCCCAGAGACAGCAGGUGGCCGACCUGGAGAUGCAGAGGCUGCGAGAGAAGAUGGAGAGAGACGACGCGGAGAAGAUGAGACGGGUCGUCACGCAACAGGAAGUGGAACGCCAGAGGAUGAAGGACAGGCAGAAGAGGGAGGACCAGGAGAGGGCCGACUCCUCCCCCCUCCGACCCAAAGUUCUGGAUCUCGACUCGGUGACCCGGGACGACCCAUUCUCCCCGAACGCCCCCUACUCCAGUGACCCAUCAUCCAGGUGGAGGAAGCCCUCUCCCAGGUCAGAGGAGGAGUACCGGCCUGCCAUAUUGGACAUUGACUCAUUUAGGUCCCAGGCUCAGUUGUCACCCACGAAAGAGGCGUACCCUGUUGCUGGGAACCAAGGAACAGAACGCGGGAGUGGGCUCAGAUCCAACCUCAACACCGCAGACAGAGAAGGGGGCGUCAGGAUCGCGCCCGAGGGGGUCGUGAGGCGGCCCAGUCCAGUGCAGGCUUCCUCCCAGCAGGAUCCCUGGGAACGUAGACCAGGGGAGGUAGUGGGAAGUCCCCUGGCUGGACCAGAGGCCCCCAGGAAGCCCGCCAACAAGCCCAGCCUGGAGCAGCUCCUCCUCAGGCAGGAGGAGAGGGCCACGGCAUCCUGCCUGGUCCCAGAGAGACGCUGGGCGGCCGUGCCCGGCGAACCACAGCCCUCAGCCCCCCACCCCGUGAGAGACACCAGCCUGUCUGGAUCUCCAGCCGGGAGCCUGGAUCCCUGGUCCUCCUUAGAGGCUGGGCCCCACCAACUCGGAGGGAUGGAGACCAGAAGCCAGAGGAGAUCCCAGGGUUCCCAGGAGCUGAACAGGAUGAGGUCUCGCAGCGUGUCGCGGCGCUCCACCCCGGCCACCAGCACGCUGGAGGGCUCCCUCCUCAGGAUGAGGAGCCGGAGCGCACACAGAGAGAGGGGCGACCAGGACUGGGAGGCGCAGAAGCAAGGUGUCGGCGGUGACGAAGAGGGUAGGGACACCGACACGCUGGUCCAUGAGACAGACAGUCAGUACGGCACCUGGGAGACAGGCCUGCGCACCGACGACAGCCUGACUCCAGCCACGCCCACCUCGGAAGGCAACCUGAGCCCAUCGCCUGGGAAAGCAACCCUGCCCCACACGCUGGGCGAACAGGCGCCACCCAGCGACCUCGACACCCCAGACGGCCUGUCUCCGCUUCAGCCUGAGAUCCAGCUGCUCCCCUUCCCUGAGGCCUCCACCAGCCUGCUGGACUCCAGCGCCCUGCGCUCCAGGGCCCAGCUGAGUAAGAAGCGGGGUCCUCGCUCCCGGCCGACCAGAGCGGCCAGGCAGAGUGCCGCCCUGGCUGGGCUCCCCGAGGGCCAGGCUGGCUCUGGAGAGGACUGGCGCUACCGCGACUCCACAGAGGAGAAGGUUCAGGCCAAGCAGGAGGACUCGGACUCAGAGGAGCAGGCCAGGGCAGCAGACCCCCGGCCGGCUGCCUCCCAGCCCCAGAGAGUCCCCCUCUUCCCUGGGAUGGACCCCUUCGCUCUCAAGGCCCAGCUGAAGAAGAGAGGCGACUCCGACAAUCAGGCAGACGGCCUCGCCUCUUCUCCCUCCCAGCUGUCUCGCUCUCCUAAAUCUCCCUUCCUCCCCCGGGCCUCCCGCGUGCUGCCCCCUGCUGGGGGGAAAGAGAACGGAGAGGAGGCUUCACCGCAGUGGCUGAGGGAGCUGAAAUCGAAGAAGCGCUUGAGUCAGUAUGACAACGACAGCUAAGUGUGAAGGAACAGAGGACGCCUUAAAACAGAAGAGUCUGUUGGAGAAUUUGAAAACAGAAGCCUUAACCUUCGACCUUUUGAGCCGAUGGGAAUUAUGCUGCUGCUGUUGUUUGUUUUUACGUCAUCUGUUUGCCUAUUUUCUCCAUCCUCUUCCUGCCCGGGUUGUAUACAUGUGCAUGGUGCCUUUUUUCCCCCCUGAAUAUCUCGGCCUUUUGGAUGACAGAAGUGAGGGAAGACAUCUGGCGGCUCAGCUUGUCCUGUAUCCUGCUAGCUACCGGGGCCCUGCAUGCCAGGGCGACCUCCGCAUAGACACUUUACCCUCUCACCUCACUGGGGCACAACGGAAGAGGAGGAACAUUCUUUCCUUUUCGGGUUGCAUUUCAGGAAUGGUUAUCUUGUGGGAACACUUGCCUCUUAACCCGGAAGUGCUUCGGUAUAAGCCAGAGGGCAGUAUAGAAUUUGGGACAAGAUCAUUUUAUCUAGUUUACUCUUUUAAAUUGUAUUUCUUUCAGUUCGGUGUCUGUGGUAAAUGUAUCAAUCUGUCUGUCAGUGCAGGGUUGUUGGUUAUAGUCACGCAAGCAUUGCCGUAAGACAACAUUUCUCAAUUAUUUUCUUUCCUGAUCAUAGAGAACAAAAAUACUGCUGAAUUGAUUAUCAGCCAGACUGUAUAUUAUAUGUUAGUACGUGUAAUCAUGAAAUGUUAUAUUUGUAUCUUUUGGUGAUUUGAAAAAGUACAUGGUAACAGGACAACAAAGCUAGUUUUGUACUGAGAGAGUUUAAACUUCACUACAGUAGGGCUCUGGUCCACUCAGCAUGUAGACACUUUAUCUAGACACUUUUAUCUGAGGGGGAAAGAUGUAUGUUUUGGCUUCAGUGUCGUUUCCAUAACUACCUUUCUAAUUGUGGGGGUGGGGGGGAAAGGAGAGGAAUUGUUGGUGGACACACACACACACACACACUAAUGCACUCACACAUACACACUAAUGCACUCACACAUACACACUAAUGCACACACACAUACACACUAAUGCACACACAGUUUUGGGUGAAAACUUUGAACCAGCCUGGCAUUCCUCUCUGCUCCCCUGUGCUGUACCUCCUAAUGUAAGAUCAACUGACUGUGUGUCAAUGAUGGAUGAGAGAGUGAGAAUUGCAAGGACAAUGUUUUUGUGUUAACAGUGUGUGUUUCUUGAGAGCCAUACAUUCAACCUGUACUGCUAAGCUUACGUUUUGUACGGAUGUUAUAAAGAGAAACACAGUG
Messenger RNA from Osmerus eperlanus (European smelt), 7217 nucleotides. RefSeq names its product titin homolog. The record is from RefSeq and is a predicted model, not a curated record. The transcript is spliced from 14 exons. Lineage: Eukaryota; Metazoa; Chordata; Actinopteri; Osmeriformes; Osmeridae. Bases 375 to 5954 code for a protein of 1859 amino acids.